This is a messenger RNA of Closterium sp. Yama58-4, 1065 nucleotides long. The record is from the annotation of a GenBank genome assembly. NCBI's taxonomy places the organism in Eukaryota, Viridiplantae, Streptophyta, Zygnematophyceae, Desmidiales, Closteriaceae.
AUGGGUCUCCACCCGCACAUCGUCGUGCAAGAGCACCAGCUCUACGGUUUCCAAUGCCGCGGGCUCUUCGCGAGCAGCUUUAUCGCACAAGGCGAGGUCGUUUGCGAUUGGGACGAAGGAGAGAUUCGAGGGUACCACGCUUCUGACUUAUUGGCGGAACCCGAUAAGGAGAAACGCGAGACAAUGAUUCGCUACGCGUACAUGGUCGGUGACGACUUGUACGACACGACAGCCGACCCCGAGGACGACCCGAGCUUUUAUUACAACCACUCCUGCGACCCCAACACAUGGUACGCAAACUCACGUUGCAUGGUCGCGCUGCGCGACAUUCAGCCGGGCGAGCACGUCACGUACGACUACGCCUGCACGGAGACGGAGGCGGCGGUUCGCCGGCCACUGCUCGGCCUACAUCGAGAGGAAGAUGGGUCGGGGUGGUACGACCCGCGCGUGGUGACUCGUUACAAGGGAAGUGGCGCGGACGCAUUCAAGGGGCUGUUCGCAUUGGCGAGCAUCCGACGUGGCGAUCCGCUUCUCGUUUUUGCCGGCAAGCUUGUCGGCCUCGACUACCUGCUGGGAAGCGAAGAACGCGUUCGGGAGCUCUCGUUGCGAGUCAACGAUCACCUCUGGCAGGUGCCGGAUCCGACGCGUGGGCCCGAGACGCCCGACUUUAUCAACCACUCGUGCGAACCGAACUGCGGAUUGGAGGACUCGGUUACAGUGGUGGCCGUGCGGGACAUCGCAGCAGGCGAAGAGUUGAGCAUCGACUAUGGGAGUACCAACGCCGGCGUUGUCCACACCAGCAGCGACAACUUCAGUUGCCACUGCGGCGCGUCGAUCUGCCGCGGGGUGGUCACGUGUGACGAUUGGCGGCUGCCCGAGCUGCGGCAACGACUAUGGCCGUUCUUCCCGCCGUUCAUCAAGCGGCUGAUCCUGAGAGAGUCUAAGUCGGACUUGAAGCGGUCUGAAAGUGAUGAGUCAUGCGAGUUGAUCGAAGGCGAGGAACUGGUCUUCAGCACGAAAACCCUGGUCACGGGUUUGGGCCAACCACUAAGUUUUUGGGCGUGA